GUGGCAAAUGACACGCCUUUACUGAUGUCUCCUUUAAUGGCUAUAGAAGUACCCAACUGAUACUAGUGAGGUCAAAACCGCGGUCCUUUUGUUUGCAGAACAAUCAUGGCUUCUCUCCUUUCUCCAUCCCCAAUCAACCUUCAACAGAACUGUAACUACACUAACUUGUCUCCUUUAAAACCCACUUUCCGAUAUCAUACUUGGUCCCCCACAAGUCGCUCGAAAUGCAGUAAUCUACAAAGGUGCAAUGCUAAUCUUGUUGACAUUCAAGCUCACCUAUUAGAACUGGAGGGGUCAUUGUCUCAGUUGCCUGCUUUUCAAUCUGUGCUUAUGCAAUUUGAAGAAUUAUCUGACUUGCAGAAAUGGGGUUUUGGGGUUUUUGGGGGGUUGACAUGGGUUUACUUGACAGCCAGACCUGGAGUGCUAAUAGGUGCUAUAGAUGCAUAUGUUCUAGCUCCUCUACAGCUAGGUCUGAAAAAUUUGAGUGGGAGGAAGUUGAGGAGGAUGGAUUUUUUGAUUGGUGAUAAAUUAGGAGAAGGCUCCUUCGGUGUUGUUUAUUCUGGAGUUAUGGUCCCCAAGAAUGUGACUGAUCAAGAGAAGUUGCAGAGCAGAAGAGGAAAAUCUUUACAGCUAUAUAGCAAGUUCAAUGAGAAGGUCAUUCUCAAGAAGGUGAAAGUUGGAGUUCAAGAGGCCGAAGAAUGUGGUGAUUUUGAGGAAUGGUUUAACUACAGGCUGUCCAGGGCAGCGCCUGAAACAUGUGCUGAAUUCCUAGGAACUUUUGUUGCUGACAAAACAAAUUCACAAUUUACUAAAGGUGGAAAAUGGCUUGUUUGGAAAUUUGAGGGAGAUCGAAGUCUCGCUGAUUAUUUGAAGGAUCGUAAUUUCCCUUUUAACUUGGAGUCCGUAAUGUUUGGGCGUGUCUUGCAAGGAGUAGACUCUGUUAAACGGAGUGCACUCAUCAUCAAGCAAAUAAUGCGCCAGAUUAUUACUUCUCUUAGAAAAAUUCAUGACACUGGCAUAGUUCACAGGGAUGUAAAGCCAGCCAACUUAGUGGUAACAAAGAGCGGGCAGAUUAAGCUCAUAGAUUUUGGAGCAGCAACAGAUCUUCGCAUUGGCAAGAACUAUGUACCCAACCGCACCUUACUUGAUCCGGACUAUUGUCCCCCUGAACUCUAUGUACUUCCAGAGGAAACACCAAGUCCUCCUCCAGAACCCAUCGCUGCUUUUCUUUCUCCAAUUAUAUGGCAGCUAAACAGUCCUGAUCUAUUUGAUAUGUAUUCUGCUGGGAUUGUACUCCUGCAAAUGGCAAUACCAAGCUUAAGAUCCAGUGCUGGGUUAAAAAAUUUCAAUUCAGAAAUAAAGGCAGCUAAAUACGAUCUGAAUCUUUGGCGGGAGAGGACUCGUUCCAGGCCUGAUUUGACAAUUCUUGACCUUGACUCUGGUAGAGGCUGGGAUCUAGCUAGAAAACUAAUAUCAGAAAGAGAUUCUUUUCAAAGAGGACGUUUAUCAGCUGCUGCAGCUCUGGCGCAUCCUUAUUUUUUGUUGGGUGGUGACCAGGCAGCUGCUGUUCUGUCAAAGUUCAGCUUAACCAAAUAAUAAGAUUUUUGGGAUGUAAAUAUAUAUUUUUUACUCUCUUAUUCUUUCAUUUUGCAGAUUUCACCAGUUUAUAUAGGUUAUUUUCAGAUUUAAUCAAUGAAAACCAUCUCAUCUCGUAUUCUAAGCCCUCCUUUUGGGUUGGGAACAGUUCAAGAAUCUCAAGUUGGUCUGGUAAUGUUUUUGUAUCCAAGGAGGAUUAGCUACCACGUAGAAUACUGUCCAAUCAUUUACUAACAGCUGGUAGUACCAGGUUUGCAAUUUUUCAUGUAAUGCAGAU
Molecule: messenger RNA, 1873 nt
Organism: Carica papaya (papaya)
Lineage: Eukaryota; Viridiplantae; Streptophyta; Magnoliopsida; Brassicales; Caricaceae
Gene: STN8
Product: Protein kinase superfamily protein
Biological process (GO): protein phosphorylation
Molecular function (GO): protein kinase activity; ATP binding
Source: RefSeq, a predicted model, not a curated record